AUGACGAUGGCUGAACGAAAUAAAAAAGUACCCCAGGGAGGUACCGGUCGCUCUGCGGCCGGAGAAUCCUCCCCCACCGCACCGGAUUUGCCGGGGGUGGGCUGUCCCGCGUCUUCUGGGGGGGACACGCUCAGUCGUAGGAGGGAGUGGGAGAAAGAGGUCAUGAGGUGCGUCGAGGCCGUACAGGGGAUUGAGGAGCUGGAAAUCCACGUGGCCGGCAUGGACUCCGAGUGUACGGAGUCCGGACUGUCGGUUGCGUCGGAGGACUGCCGCAACUCCCUGUCGGUAACGACGGAGGACUGCCUGAGGGUGAGCACGUCGCCCAAAAGGCUUAGGCGUAAGAGGCGUGUCGUCGAGAAGUCACAACACCUUGACUCCGACGACGACGUCGAAGUGGUGCAGGUGGAGCGGGCUGCGAUCCCGAAGAUAGGUGGGAAGGGGAAGCGCAGGCCAGCCUCCCGCAUGGAGACAGAGGGUUCGGCCUCGGCCGGAUCCUCCAGGUCCGUCUCCGCGUCGAGGACUGCCGUCCGCCGAUCAACUGCGGACGAGUCGUUGCGCGCCGAUGAGCUGGGCGCCAAAAUAGAGGACAGUGCACUUCAGGUACUCGCCGCCAUAAAGAAGUCCGGCAACCUGAAGGGCACCAUUGUAAAGGACGUAAAGGACGCCGUCUCUGCCAUCCGUUCGGCGUCCGAUGUCCUCAAAGAGCGGUCGACCAGCGCGGAGGUAAUGGCCCUCACGAGGCAGGUCGCCAUGCUGCGUGUUGAGCUGGACGAGGCCCAGCAGCUGUCAAAUGCGGCGGUCCAGGAGGGCCUGAAGGAGAGGCGCGAGUUGGUCGCCCUCCGGGUGAAGGCCAGUUCCUUCGCUUCAUUGGCGGAACAACUCGAGCUGAUGAAGACGGAGAGGGAGGAGUGGCAGCGGCAGGCACGGGAGAGCGCCAGACAACUGGAAGACCUAAAGAAGUCAAGCGCUCUAGACCGUGUAGCCCUGCAAAAGGCUUUGCGAAGGCUGGAGGAGGCGGAAACCGCCGCGCAACUCCCGCCAGUGGUGAUCACCGGGGCGACGGCGGAAGUGCCGGAGGGUAUCACGCCCCAGACCGUGCCCGAGCACGCUGAGGACCGGAUCAUCCGGCGAGUGGGCGAGCUCAUGAACAUCCGCUUCGCCGAGAUGGAGGAGCGGAUCUCGGUGAAGCGAACGCGGGUUCAGAAGGCCGCGAAGAGUGCGCCCGCCGCCGGAUCAUCCGGCACGGUGGCUGGUGGGACCUCGCAGACCGGGGAGCCCAGUGGAGGACGUGCCUCUCAACCGUCGACGUCCGGAGCAAACAAGGAGGGCUGGGCGACGGUUGUGAGGCGCGGGAAGCGCAAAGGUGCUGGCGCAAGCCAGACAGGUCCCACCAGCGCGCGACCAACGAAGGCGCCAAGCGGCGGCCAUAAAGAGGAACCGCAGCGGAAGCCUUCCGCGCGGAAGGUGAAGGCACGCCCCCCUCGAUCGUCGGCGGUCGUCCUGACCAUGAGGCCGGGAGCCGAGGAGAGGGGCGUCACCUAUGGGUCGGUGCUCACCGAGGCGAAGGCCAAGAUUUCCUUGGCCCAGCUCGGUAUCACCGACCUGAGGUUCCGCGUGGGAAGGACCGGAGCCCGUAUUUUAGAAAUACCCGGCGCGAACACAGGCGAGGCGGCAGACGCGUUAGCCGCCAGGAUCGAGGAGGUCCUGCCCGAGGACGUCGUCCGGGUCUCCAGGCCAGUUAAGUCGGCCGAACUGAGGAUCGGAGACCUGGACGACUCGACACUGGUGGCUGACGUUGUCGUCGCCGUGAUGCGCGAGGGGGGUUGCCUGGAGUCCGCGGUUAAAACCGGGGAAAUCCGGCGCAACUCCCAGGGUACGGGCUCCGUGUGGGUGCGGUGCCCAGUGGCCGCCGCUAAGAAGUUGGCCGAGGCCGGCCGGCUUAGGAUCGGGUUAGUGGUGUUCACCGGGAGCGGCUGCACUGUGCAGGGGUUAACUCUGCCUAGUGCGCCCGCUCCAGGGGAAACCCUGGAGCAGUUUGUGGAGGCGCAAGCCUCCAUUGUACCCGCCCGACUUAGGUCGGGCGUGACCCCUUUGUUGUCGGGUUGA
This is a messenger RNA of Achroia grisella, 2106 nucleotides long. Its product is annotated as myosin-14-like. The coding region runs from base 1 to 2106 and encodes 701 amino acids. The transcript has 2 exons. The record is from RefSeq and is a predicted model, not a curated record. NCBI's taxonomy places the organism in Eukaryota, Metazoa, Arthropoda, Insecta, Lepidoptera, Pyralidae.